AUGGAUAAUAAAAAAUAUGUGAUAAAAUAGCAUGGCAGAGAAAUCAAAGCAUAAAAAAAAGAGGAAAUCAAAACGACUAUAGAAUAAUUACGCAAGAAAUUUGAAUAAUAAGAUAAUGUAUAAUUAGAACCCGAAGAAAUUAUAAAGAUUUGUGAAGAAUUCUCUGAUAUAUUUCUUGUGAAAAGAGAAGUUCAUACUAUCUAAAAUUAAAUGGUUGAGAUUAUUGAUCUAAAAUUAAAUGUUGAUCCUGAAAUUGAAGAUAAAAUUCUAACAUCAAGUUUUGUCAUACAUCAAACAUUUAGAAGAGGAUUAAGUUUAAUAGGCUUUUAAAAUUAAUACAAGUUACUUCGAAAAGGAAUGAUGAAAUUUUUUGAUAUAAAAAUAAUUGAUCAAGAAAAAGCAAAGUCUGAGGAAAAAAAUGAUUUAAAUAAUCAAAUAUCAUUUUACACUUUUCAUAGAAUAUACAAAGAAUUAGAAAAUGGAAAGUCAAUUAAAAUAUAAGUUUAGGAAAAAGCCAAUGGGGAAAAUGCAUAAAUAAGUUUUUUUCCACCUUUGAAUAUGUGGGUGAUUUGUUCCAAAAAUACUGCUAUUUUAUGUAACGGAGUUGAUGAUUUGAAAAUUUAUUCAGAUCAAAAAUUUAAUCUUGCAAUAUAAAUUGCGAAAUAAUGGUUUAAAAUGAUAGAUUAAAAUCCUCAACUAGUAGAGAUUAAAUAAGAAUUAUCAAAUUCUACUUUAGUUGGGGAAUAUUGUGGACAUCCAAAAUUUUAGCACUUAGUAAAAUAUGACAAUAUUUCUUUAAAAUUUUUCUCAAGAGUUAAACAUAGCAGUUUAGAAACUUGUGAACCAUUAGGUGAAUCUAGAUUGUUGUUUUAAUAAUAUUAACUUCCAACUGUUUCUUGUAGAUUGGAAGUUCAAGUUGAUAGCAAAGAGAAUCUGAUUAUUGAACUAAAAAAACUAAAGGAUAUGAUUAAAAUAAGGAGCAUAGAGGAAGAGGGAGAAGGAGCAGUUUUAUAUCUUGUAAAUAAUUAAGAUCAAUGCCUUACACUAGGGAAAUUGAAAACUAUUGAAUACAAAAUUCAUAGGUAAAUUAGAGAGGCAUUGAAAGAUUGCAUUCACUAAAAAGGAAACCCAGUUAAAACUUAUUAGGCUUUGUAACAAAGCGUACAAUAGUUUACAGCAAUUGAUUAAGGCAAGAGGAAAUAAUACCUGCAAUUUGCUACUAAUUUACUCCAAGAAGCUUCUAAUUUCCUUAAAGGUCAGCAGGAUGCAAACAUGAAAUAGAUUUAAUAAAUACUUUUUAGUUUAAUUGAUAAAAGCUAUUUAGAUAUCAAGGAUAGAAUAUAGAAAAAAGGAAAGGAAGAUAUGAAUGUGUUUAAAUAAUUGAUAGAAUAAGGUGAUAAUAAAUAAUGA
Molecule: messenger RNA, 1410 nt
Organism: Paramecium tetraurelia
Lineage: Eukaryota; Ciliophora; Oligohymenophorea; Peniculida; Parameciidae
Exons: 6
Source: RefSeq, a predicted model, not a curated record